AUGGAGAUGGAAAGCAAUCUUGUGAUGAAGAAUCAGAAGCUGGAAGCCUCCGGUAUUCUCAGGAAAGCUCUUAUAAUCCCUGCCAGAAACAUCAAAUUCUUAACUUUCACAAUCCUCACCUCCCUUCCUCUCUUCUGUUUCUUGAUUUACUAUGAAUCCCAUCUCCAGAAAAUCAUGGUUGAAACCUUGAAAACCCUAAACCUGCCUCCGCGUGAGGCCGGCAUGAAUCGCUACUUGACUUCCUUCAGGUUGAGUUGGUCCAUUCCAGUUGAGGUAUCCAGAAAAUUGAACCAAGAUUUUCCCAAUGAGUUAUUUUAUCUGGGGUUUCUCUUUGUGGUGCCUCUUCAUCUCCUCCAUUUUGUAACCGCGAUUCCGAUCGUUUACUUGGGAUCUAAGAUACACACAGAAGAGAGUCCAGUGAUGACUCUAAGAGAAAUGGUGAAAAAAACCUUUGACAAAACAAGGCUGAAGGGAACUUUUGUAACAUUUUCUUAUGUCCUUGUGUUGUCAAGUUAUACUCUGCUAGGGCUGACAUGGCUAGGAAUAACCUACUAUGCUGUCUUCCGAAACUUCAAUGAUUUCGAUGCUUUGUUGUAUGCUGUACUGUGUUGGCCGGCAUUUGGGCUUCUGGUAAUGUAUUUGGCAUGGAGUGCUGUGUGGAAUGUGAGCGUUGUGAUUUCGAUACUGGAUGGGGCGGGCGGCAUCAAGUCGUUUGGUCAGGCGAUAUAUUUUAGCAGCGGAUGUGAGUGGAGAGGGUUUAGUUUGAUGCUCAUUUUCUUUUUCUGGGAAAUAAGUUUGAGGUUGCCUUGCCUCUAUUCCGGCUGCUACAAAAGCAGGAAUUAUUUUGGUGGUAUUAUUGCACAGGUUUGCUUGUUCUGCUUUGGGAAUGUGCUGAAGUGGAUUGUCUGCAUGAUAUAUUUCUACGAUUGCAAGAAUCGCGCGGUGGAGAAGAAAUUGAAGAUGCAGGCUAAGAAGAGAGGCAGUGGAUGA
Pyrus x bretschneideri (Chinese white pear) is the source of this 990-nucleotide messenger RNA. RefSeq lists its product as uncharacterized. The transcript has a single exon. The record is from RefSeq and is a predicted model, not a curated record. Lineage: Eukaryota; Viridiplantae; Streptophyta; Magnoliopsida; Rosales; Rosaceae. Bases 1 to 990 code for a protein of 329 amino acids.